Molecule: messenger RNA, 3339 nt
Organism: Saccharomycodes ludwigii
Lineage: Eukaryota; Fungi; Ascomycota; Saccharomycetes; Saccharomycodales; Saccharomycodaceae
Exons: 1
Coding region: 1-3339 (1112 amino acids)
Biological process (GO): regulation of ARF protein signal transduction
Molecular function (GO): guanyl-nucleotide exchange factor activity
Source: RefSeq, a predicted model, not a curated record
AUGAAUGAUCAAUAUCAACAUUGCAAUCAGCAGCUAGCUAUAGAUCCAGUCACCAUUGUUAUUAGGGAAUGUAUCACUUUAGCCACGGCUAUGAGAAAAUUUACUAAAUAUUAUUCUCAAAGUACCAACGUAGCUGCCUUAUUAACGGGAACCAAUUCUAAUAACGAAGAUAAACAUGCUGAAUUGUUUAGUAACUAUAAAAAUUUUACGGGCAUUCUAGAUUCUGAAAUUUCUAGAUUUAAUGAUAAGAAGGAACAGGAUACCACAACAGCAACUGAGGAAGAAGCUGAGCAAACAAGCAUAUCUACCGAAACUUCAACAACUAUUAAAAAAAAUAGUCCUGCUAAUAAUAGCGGUUUAUUAAAUAGUAACACCUUUGUGAAUAAUGAUCCACUUUUGGCUGGAUUUUUACAAUUAAGAACAAUGCUAAAUUCCAAAGUUUCUUUGCAAAAUAUCGAUGCACUAACUUUGUUACAGCCAUUUCUAUUAGUUAUCAGUACAAGCACAACUUCUGGAUAUAUUACCAAUUUGGCCUUAACUUCAUUGCAAAAGUUUUUCUUUCAAUACAAGAUUAUUAAUACUUAUUCGAAAAAUUAUCAGGCUGCCUUCAAACAAAGUGUUGUAUCCUUGACGCAUUGUCGAUUUGAAGGAUCUGAACAACUAUCCGAUGAUUCCGUUUUAUUAAAAGUGUUAGAAUUAAUGCGCAAUCUAGUUACUUCUGAACAAUAUAAUACGAUUAUGUCGGAUUCUAUUAUGUAUGAAGUAUUGCAAACUGUUAUGUCUCUAGCUUGUAAUAAACGAAGAUCAGAGGUGCUAAGAAGGGCCGCUGAAAUGACGAUGAUGGAAAUUACUAGUACCUUAUUUAUGAAGUUGAAGACUAUAAAUUCCAGUUCUCAAAAUGCGUACAUUAAUGACGAAGACUAUACCAAGAAUGGAUUGAAGGAUGACACAAUUGGCACCUCUAGUGACACUAAAGAAAUAAUAGAAAAAGAAGACACCGAAGAGAAUAAUCCCACUGGAAGUACUAAAGAGGAUACUGGGAAGGAAGAAAUCUACGGGUUGCCUGUAAUUAAAGAUUAUUUAGGGAUAUUAAUAUCAUUAAUCAUGCCUGAAAAUCAACACAAACAUAAUUACAGUACUCGAAUUUUGAGUUUGCAAUUAUUAAAUAUUGCAUUUGAAAUAUCUGGCGAUCAUUUCCCUCAUCAUCCCGUUUUAUUUACUUUAGUAUCUGAUCCAAUCUUUAAAAACAUUUUGUAUAUAAUUAAAAACGCUAAAAACACCAAGCCCUCCUUAUUACAAGCCGCUUUGCAAGCUUUUGUCACUUUGUCGUUGGUUAUGGGAGAAUAUUUGGAAAUGCAGAUUGAACUAACGUUGAAAACGAUUUUUGAUAUUGUUAGCGAUUCAGAUGAUGACCAGGUAGCUAGUGUUGCUAAAGAGCUUUUAAUUGAGCAAAUUGCUAUACUAUGGACGAGAUCCAAACCUUCCUUUUUCACAAAAUUAUUUGUCACAUAUGAUUGUAAUUUGAAUAGAUCAGAUUUAUGUGUUGAUUUCAUUAAAUAUUUAUCCAAAUUAUCGUUACCGGAGUCUGCUAGCACCACUGCUGACAUUGUUCCACCUAUUUGUCUAAAUGGUUUAAUUUCAUUCAUUGAAGAUACUUAUGUGUUGCUGACCGGCAAUAUGGGAUGCAACUUGGACAUUGCAAAUACCUACCUAGAACAAAGAGAAAGAAAGGCUAAAUUUAUUGAAUCGACUCAAUUAUUUAAUGAAAAGCCCAAAAAAGGAUUGCCCUUAUUACUAUCUAAUGGCUUUAUUGAAAAUGAUAACGAGGAGACUAUUGCAAAAUUUUUAUACGAAAACAAGGGGAGAUUAAAUAAGAAAACCAUUGGCGAAUAUGUUGCAGACCCUAAAAACAUUUCUUUAUUAAAACAUUUUAUUUCCAAUUUCAAUUUCCAAGGAUUACGUGUAGAUGAAGCUAUUCGUGUUUUGUUAACUAAAUUUCGUUUACCAGGUGAAUCGCAACAAAUCGAGAGGAUUGUGGAAUCUUUUGCUGCCAAAUAUGUUGAAGAUCAAAAAUAUGAUUCUGACAGGGAGACCAUUAAUGAAGUUGAGGAUGAUUAUGCGACGGUUCAACCAGAUGCAGACUCUGUCUUUAUUUUAAGUUAUUCGAUUAUCAUGCUAAAUACCGAUUUGCAUAAUCCACAAGUAAAAAAACACAUGACAUUUGAUGAUUAUACAUACAAUUUGAAAGGUUGUAAUAAUAACAAAAAUUUCCCCCUAUGGUAUUUGGAUAGAAUCUAUUGUUCUAUUAGAGAUAAAGAGAUUGUUAUGCCGGAGGAACAUCAUGGAAAUGAAGAAUGGUUUGACGAUGCUUGGAAUAAUUUAAUUUCUUCAUUCAAUGUUUAUAUUGAAUAUAAGGAUACACAUAGUAACUCGCAAGAGCUAACUGAUGUCAACUCUUUGAUUCAAUUUGAUAGAGCCAUUUUUGAACAAGCUGGCGAGAAUAUCAUCAGCACUUUAUUUAAGAUUUUUGAAAUUGCCACCGAUGAUCAUAUAAGUAUUAAAAUGUUGUCGACCCUUGACAAAUGUUGUUAUAUAGCAUUUACCUUUGGCUCAGCAAAUGCUUUGAAUACAGUUAUUAAAAAGCUAAUCUCUAUCUCGUUGUUAGAUGGUGAGUUUAACGAAGAAUCGGAAUCUGAUAAUAUUCCUUUGGUUGAGAUUUUAGAAGAUGAAAGAAACAAAAAAGUUAGUUAUUCAGUCAGUAACCUUGGUGUCAAAUUUGGUAGAGAUUUUAAAGCACAACUCGUAACAAUUUUGUUGUUUAAUAUUUUUCAGAAUAACAAUAGAUUAGGGUUAAUCAGUGAAGAUAGUUGGUUUUCACUUGCUCAGAUUGUAUUAAACUUGUACGAGAAUAAAAUUAUGCUUCCUGAUUGUUUCCCCUCCAUUCAAAAGAAAUUUAGAUUACCCCCACUACCUAGACCGACCCCCGACUACACAAUAAAUAAAAGUCAAAAAGAAAGUAAUAAUAGAAACGGGUUGUUAUCGACCUUUGCAUCGUAUUUGAAAGGGGAUGAAGAACCUACUUUGCAAGAACUCAAUGCAAGUUUGUCUACUUAUCAAUGUAUAGCUACUUGUAACUUACAGGAGACGUUGUUGGGCAAUAAAUAUAAUUUUACGGAUGGUAAAUUUAUAAUGGCUGUACUUAAGUUAUUAGACGGUAAUAGAGUUCUUGCAGAGGGGACCAAACUGUUUUUAAUUGAGUUUAUGGUUGGACUAUUUUUCAACCAUUUGGAAACAACCCAUGUUGCCAGCUCUAGGGGGGGGUCGACGAUGCAUUGCUAG